AUGAAAGAGCUUAUGUUUCGAAUCAUCCUUUUAUUCUUCUUCAUAAAUUCAACAUUUGGAGAUGAUUUCACUUCUGAAGCAUUCGAAAAUGCUGUUAAAAUAACGAAAGAUUACGUCGAAGCGUUGAGACAAAAUAAUGGAAAUCUUUCGAAAAUGUUUGACGAUAAGUUUAAACUUACUUCGAAGUGCCAAACCAAAACAGUCACUCUAGAUGAAAUGUUGGAUUUUCGAAAUGAGUAUACAAAUCCUGCACCAAUCAGAGAUUAUACCGUGAAACCGAAUGUUACAUUAAAUAAUGAUCUUUUAAAAUGGGAAGUUCAUAUUGGGUAUGAAUUCAAGAUUUUUAUUGGAGCGAAACGCAAUGAAAUCGGAGAAUUUAGAAUAUUGACUCAACAUAUAUGGUAUGAAUCUUGUGCGAAAUAUAUUCAAAGUAAAGUAGACAUAAUUCCAUUAAUUGAUCGAGAUGUAUAUAACAGUGCUAAACUAGUAUUGAAACAAUUGAUUAAUAUUUCAAUCGAUGACACAGUUCUAGAUCCUAAUUUCAAUCUAUAUCGAAAAGAUAGCAAAGUAUUCUCGAAGCGUCAAUUCGUAAAAAUUCAUAAGGAAUAUCGAGACCAAACAAAUAUGAGUACUCUGCAAUUUGAUGUUCACAACGUAAGGAUGAAGUAUCCAAACAAUGGUGUCUUUUUGUUCGAAGCUCAACUUAAUGGUGAUACGAUUGAAGCGGACCGAAGGGACCAUAAAAUUAAAAAAAUAACAAACAGGAUAAAUUCGCAAGGUCAAUCAAGUUUUCUUAUUCCCGAGGAAAAAAUUGCGCAAAAAAUAGCCAAAGAUCUGAUGACGAAAUAUUUGGAAGCUGUUCGGGAUAAUGAUUUGGAAUUAUUUCGAACUGUUACUUCGGAUACCUUCGAAGCAUUUGAUAUGGUGAAUCAAAGUUUUCACAUGUUGCGUGACACCUUUUUCAAAGCUGUACUUGGGAAUCUGAAAUCUCGAAACAAGACAAGCAUGAAUUCUUUGUUUGUGGAGAAAUUCGAUAUAUUCACAGGAGAUAUGUCAUUUAGGGUUGUGACAAGUCACGGGAAUAGCACAUUCCAUACUAAACGCGAAUAUGGAAAAAUUGUUCUUCGGUCAGAAAAUAUUAAAUACUGGUCGGAUUGUGACAAUGUCACGUUUGAUGCCAAUUACAAAACAUAUAACGAUGCAAUUGUAUAUGAUCUUCAAAAUGUGAUCAUUCAAUAUGUUGAUGCGAUUAAUAAUCGAAAUAUUCAUGAAUUCGAGAGUGUCACAUAUCCAGGUUUCAUGAUCGAUAAACAAAAAUUUAAAUGUUUCAAUGAUUCUUAUCCAAGCGUUUUUCCGGAAUUAACUGUCACCUCAUGGCAUUUGACAGUUCUCAAUGAUCGUUUGGAAUUCAGAGCACAGGGAGCAUUCUCAACUGAUCAUGCAUAUAGUGUGAAAAUAUUACGUGGAGCUUAUUAUUUGAUAAAAGAAGAAAGAAUGAGUAAUUGGAAAGAUAAAUAUAUAGAGAAGGCAAAAUUGUUAAACUAA
Molecule: messenger RNA, 1545 nt
Organism: Caenorhabditis angaria
Lineage: Eukaryota; Metazoa; Nematoda; Chromadorea; Rhabditida; Rhabditidae
Source: the annotation of a GenBank genome assembly